Eremothecium gossypii ATCC 10895 is the source of this 306-nucleotide messenger RNA. RefSeq names its product mitochondrial 54S ribosomal protein mL54 (gene MRPL37). The record is from RefSeq and is marked provisional. Gene Ontology annotation, cellular component: mitochondrial large ribosomal subunit. Gene Ontology annotation, molecular function: structural constituent of ribosome. Bases 1 to 306 code for a protein of 101 amino acids. The transcript has a single exon. Lineage: Eukaryota; Fungi; Ascomycota; Saccharomycetes; Saccharomycetales; Saccharomycetaceae.
AUGCUCUCACUUAGAUCCAGCUUCAGACGCUUAUUUUCUGUUUCCUGCAGGGUUUAUGACCAGCAGGCGCAGAAGGCCGUGUCUUCCUGCCCGGCUGGCACACCGCUGAAUCUGCUUAUAAAGAAGGGCGGGAAGGAGCCGUUGGCUCUCGAGGAUUCCGACUACCCCGAGUGGUUAUGGAAGGUGCUUGACCCUGAGGCGCAAGCCGCAAAGCUGGCAGAGGACCCCAUUAAAGCGCGGAAGAAGGCUCUGCGGCGGAUGAACAGAGAACACAUCAAGCAGCAGAACUUCCUGGCGAAGAUGUGA